GGGAACUACAACUCCCAGCGCUGGCCGCACCGGGAUCCCGCGUUCGCCGCGCCCCCGCUUCCUCCUCCGCCUCCUGCGGGCCCGGGCGGGGACGGGGUUCGGGGCUCCGGGACCGCAGGACUGCUAGAAAGAAGCACAUAGUGUGUAGAAGCCAUACUGCAGGGAGCUGAGGAUCAGCUGGGAUUGAAUUAGUUGCAGCAUCGUGACUUUUCCAUCAUGUCAGAACCCAUCACGCUCAAUGUUGGAGGAAAACUUUACACCACCUCUCUGUCCACCUUGACUAGCUUUCCAGACUCCAUGCUGGGGGCCAUGUUCAGUGGGAAGAUGCCAACCAAGAAGGACAGCCAAGGCAACUGCUUUAUUGACAGAGAUGGCAAAAUCUUCCGCCAUAUCCUGAACUUCUUGAGAACUUCUCACUUGGACCUCCCCGAAGACUUUCAGGAAAUGGGCUUACUUCGACGGGAGGCAGAUUUUUAUCAAAUUCAGCCUCUGAUUGAGGCCCUUCAGGAGAAGGAGGUGGAGCUUUCUAAAGCAGAGAAGAAUGCCAUGCUCAACAUCAGUCUCGAUCAGAAGACCCAGACUGUCCACUUCACCGUUCGAGAAGCACCCCAGAUCUACAGCCUGUCUUCCUCCAACAUGGAAGUGUUCAACGCUCACAUCUUCUCCACUUCAUCUUUGUUCCUGAAGCUUCUCGGUUCCAAACUUUACUAUUGCUUCAAUGGAAACCUCUCUUCAAUAUCCAGCUGCCUGCAGGACCCCAACCAUUUGACCUUAGAUUGGGUUGCAAGUGUGGAACGUCUUCCCGAAGAAGAGUACACGAAGCAGAACUUAAAGAGACUCUGGGUGGUGCCAGAUAAUAAGCAAAUCAAUAGUUUCCAGGAAUUUGUGGAAGAAAUGCUAAAAAUAGCUCUGAGUGAUGGUUUCUGCAUAGAUUCUUCUCAUCCACAUACUUCAGAUUUCAUGAAUAAUAAGAUUAUUCGCCUAAUUCGAUACAAGUAGGAAUGGCUUUUUCUUAUGAUGGCAUCGUGGAGAUAACACAGGUUAAGUGUUUCCCUUUAAAACACACUUGCAGCCUAAUUCAGAAUCAUGCUUACCUGGAUUAAGAGUCACUAACAAGGAGAUGAUUUUCCUUUAAUGUAUUUACCAAUGCAGUCUCUCAGAAUAUGUCUAUAUUCUAAAUAGAAGGAAUAUUGUCUACCACCUGAAUUAAGGAUUGGUUCUGUCUCUGCUUCCACCUCUAACCUGCUGUACAACUGUGGGGAAAAUCACUUAUCUUCUUACUACAUUUUCCAGACGAAAAAUGGGAAUGAUCCUUAACCUGUAACGCACGGUUGAUGAGAAUGUUCAGUUAACAAGGUUUGGAGAGUGUCUGGAGAUCAGAUGUGGUGAAGGAAGCCACGGAGACACAAUGAGAUCAGAUGUACUGAAGGAAGCCACGGAGCCACAAUGAAGCAGAAGACAGUCCAGAGGAGCACAUUUUCCUUGUCUUUGCCACAUCACCUGGGCAGAGGACCCAAAAAGCUUAUCUGGAUUUGUGGAAAAGAAGCCUCUCCACAUGGACACAUUGAAUAUAGCUGCAAAGGAUGGUGCAAAUUGCCAAUGAGUAGAGGAUCCUGUCUGUUCUGUCGCCAUCUGAAGAUGACUUGGUUUUUUUCCUGAACCCUGUGAGGAAACCACUGCUGUGUUCUGCUUUCAGGGAAGCCAUGGUUGAAUGAUGUGACUGACUCUGGGAACAACCAAGAAAGCCGUAACAGAGAGAAAGAUGUUUUUACAAACUGAGAAGGUUGUGUCUGUUGGGGAACUUUGCUUUGGAUGCUCUUAAACCUUGACUUUUUCAUUCCAAAAGCAUCCAGGACAACUAUUCUUUUUCCUUUUCUUACAACGCUGUAUUUGUCUCGAGGAUGCUCCCGGAAACAUUCUCUGAGGUGAUGACAGCUUAAGAGGGAAGACGUCCCCAGAUAUCUUCUGUAUGGUUGGGUUUCUUCUGACUGGACAUGACUUUCUCUUGGGAAAUUUCCCUUCAGCGAUGUCUGGAGCUUAUGGGAGGGUCUUUAGGUAGGGUGGAUUCCAUCUGAAAGGACCACUUUUCCAUCAUUUUCUCUACUGCUUUUAAUGACAAAACAAGAGGCUCAGUUUUUCUACCCCUGUACACUGAGCCAUUUUUUUUACACCACUGUGAAAUGUCGGACCGCUAAGGCACCAUUUUACCUUCUUGCUUGGCUUUAGUGUCCAGUUGUCAGAGAGAAAAGGCAGUAGGAAAUCAGGGGUGAUGACAAUGGUCAAGCCCUUUCCCAAAAGCCUGAUCGUUGCUAUGAUGAAGAUCAUAAUCCCCUAGCUGCAUGUUAGCUCUAGAUACCAUUUUUGCCACAUUCAAGGUGGUUCAUUCUUCAGCUAAUUAUUUUUAAAAGUAUCUUAGCUGUCUUUCCCUAAUCAGAUCGCUACGUAUGCAUGAGAGACCCUCCAGAACAUUUCCCAUUCCCUCUAAUGAGAUAGAAGGGAAACUGCAAUAACCAACUUUAGUGUUUAUAAUGUUAUUGCUUCCAAAAUGUCUUAGCACAGAGCUGCAAAGCUCAAUAUUGCUCUUGUUCUUUUAUUUCCCAAAGCAGCUAGGCUGUUGUUACGUUAAGCUGAUCCAUGAGCAGCAAAACAACCUGUUUUAGAACAAUACUGUUCUAAAAAAAAACUGUGAGAUAAAUAUAUUCCCACUGUCCCAAGCUGUACUGCAUGAAUAACACAAAUCAGCAUGCUGAUGGUAAAAAUGCACAUUCUGUAGCUAUUGGCAGCCUGUUAUAAAUCUCUUUCCCUUUCUCCCUUGGUGUGAGACUCACCAGCAUGAUGGUGGAAGUGAGACCAUGUUGUUAGGCCAAAAAACCAUUAAGCCUAGCUACUUUCUGUGAAUUUUGAGGAUUACAAACAAGAUGUUGUGGCCAAAUUUCAACUUAAGAAUCCAUAUUUUUCUGCCUUUAUUUGCAUUAGGAAGAAUUUUCUUUUCCCUGUUUCUGCCCUGAAUUACGAAGCAGGAGUAACAUAUUCCAGGAGAUGCAGCAUGCCAUUGACAAAGCAAAGCAACAGCAAUGUGAAUCCUAUUUCUGCUGUGAGAUUGCCAGACCAUUGGACAUUCAUAGUUAUGAUCUAUGCAGGUUUUACUAUUAUGAUCUGUAAAAUACCAUAUGUGAACUCUCUGUCAUCAAAUCUAUGCCUUCAAACAGAUACACCUUUGCUGAACUUAAGAUAGAAGCUUUGGGGGGAUGUCAGUGGUACUAUUUUUUUUAACUCAAGCCUUUGAGAUUAUAUUUUAAAUGAUUUGUAACAGCAGUUCUUGAAUGUCAGGACUAAAUGAAUAAUUAUCUGUAAUAAUUAGUUUGCUCUUAGCUUGAGUUUAUCCAGAGAAGUGGGCUUAAAGGGGGGGAAGUCUGUUCUGGAAUGCUUGAACCCAUCGGUUUAUUAUGCAAAUAAUGGACCACUUGAAUCCACAUUUGUCUGUGAUCAGUUCACUAAAGUAGGCAAAAGUUUUGUUGACCACAAAUCUCUGUCAUUUAUUAAUAUGCAGAGAGAUGCAAAAUUUCCAACCAGUGUAAAGACACCUGUGAAAACAGGCCUUGGGAGGAAUAGAAAAGCUUCAAAUACUUCGAAAUUGUUGAGCAGAAUAAACGUCUUUGAGAAUGAGGUACUAUGUAUAGUACCACAGCAGUUCUGCGUGCUACCAAGUAUGUGAAAUAAGUGAUAAGUGAAUCAGCUGGGAUUGCCAUCAAACACGUUAUAUAAAUACAGCUGCUAUUUCAAACAACACACCACGCUAAAUUUAUAGCUGUCCCCUAAUUUUGCACUCUGUGAGUUAUGUUGUAAUGACUGUUUAUAGGAAUGUUCUCUCUCCAAAGCAUUGGUUUGCCUGUUAUCUAGAUAGCAAGCUUUCGUUUACCUUCUGUUUUGGAGCCCUGGAGGUAACUUGCUUUUCUGACACCAAUCAACAGCACUGAUGAUUCUUGUUCUCAAGUUGUCCUGAGUUAAAGAAAAGUGAACACGCGCAAAACUCUACCAUGUGCUUAGGGUACAGCACAACCCCAUCGCCAGUCACAAAAAGCACUUGAAAUGCAUGAGCAGUAACAACUACAAAUUGUUUCACUGCUGGAGUGGAAUACUUUCUUGUGGAACAGGCUUCUUAUUUUUUCCUGUAAGGGCCUUAAAACAAGGAAAGAAUCUAGCGAGCUUUUUUUCCCUUCUGGAUCGAAGGAAGUUUUUUUCCGCAUCCCAGAGCCUAUCCCCUGUUCGGAUUCUGCUAUCAGCCUGUCUCCCUCAACACCUCCAUCUACAAAAUGAGGCUGGCCUGCACUUUAUUUUUUUUUUUAAUGGCCUAAAUGCUGGUAGAACCACUGGAUAGAGAGAUCAAUCCUGUUUAGAGCAGAAAAACACCAGAGUUAGGGCAGAUGAUAAAUAAGUUAUUAGCUUGAGUGUAAUGACAUUUUCAGACAUGGGCAUGUGCAUGGCACAGUGGGAUUUCUUAGAUGACAGAAAGAAUAUUCAGAAGCAUCUUAGUGGAAUCCAAACAGAAUCACUCAUGGGUUUCUCUUACGUUUUUUGGCUUGAUAUCUCUUAAUUGUCUAGUAAUAUCCAAUAAUAAUGAAGAGAAUGAAACCAUGCCUAAACACUAAAAUGUCCGAUGAAUGCUGCUGUUGUUAAGAAUCAUUAGGAGACCGUUCCUACAGGUGAUGGUAGGGAAAUAAAAUAAAUUGGUGUAAAAAGUAAGAGUUGGAAGAAUUCUUAAGUUAACAAGAAAUCCAGGAUUUAGAAGGGAGAGCAUAGAGACUCUAGAUGUGAGAUCAGUUCAGGAUAACAAAAAAAGAUAAGGAAAGUACAAAUGGAGACAAAGAUUUUGUUAUGGAGCAAGACUGCAAUUAGAAUGACUCAUUGGUCCUCUUCAGUUUCAAUCUUCUAUUAUGCAACUAAAAUAUUGGCCACGCCAAGAGUAAUGCUACUAUCCUGUCAGAAGUAGACAGCUUUGCUAAAUUUGCAUGUGCUUUCAGUCACCAAACAUAUGCACUGCUGUAGUUGCCCAUAUUUUAACUUGGUUGCUGAAUAUAAAUUUCAGCUUGAGUUCACUGUCAGUAAAUAUCAAUCAGACUGAUUCCCAUUCUAGAAAAGGAAAAGCUGGUGGGGUCUGUAUGUAAUGUUCAAGAGAGUAAUAAAUAUUGCCUUCAGCCCAUGCCAUGAACCAUGUAAAGUAAAUCUAGGACCUUCUGACACUUCACAGAUAAAUGGAGAAGUUAUGAAGACUACUUUUUGUGGGAGCUUCAUUUUUACCCUGUACCUUUGAACUUGGCAUCACUGCUCAGAAUUGCAGUGUUUUUGGAAAUAUUUAACUGUCCUGGUUGGUGAGCCAUUCUGUAAUGGUUCCCUUAUCCACAAACUGCCAGCCACAAACAUGCAGGCAACACGCACUGCGAGUAUGUGGCCCUCCCAUUAAAAGACUCAUAUGUGAAUUAGUACCUGAGGUCAUGCAGGCAUUCUGUGCGAGAAGGGCUGGAUCGAGCAUAAAUGUGCAGAUCAUGCUCUCAGAUUCACUCAGGACAAUAGGAGGGACGGUUUUCCUAUGGAUUCAGAAAAAAAGGGGGGGGAAGGAGCUAUAAGGUUACAUGGAAUGAAUAAUUCCUUUUCUUUUCCUCCUCUUGCCAUUCUCCCACCUCUGAUUUUCUUAUUCCUCCUCCUAGCUGUAGGAUUUUUCUCUUGAAGAGAACAGUUCUUGAUUCACUAAAAAGCCAUACUUUUGCAUGAAUGUUUUUUGGAAGGUGUCAAAAUGGGUUUUGUUUCUUACCACUCUCACAGACAACCUAUGGGAUAUCACAUUUAAAAAUCUGGUUGCAUUUCUCUGCCUGUAACUCUUCUGUGAACUGUUACUAAUAUGUGUUUUAGAAGACAAUAAAUAAAAUGUGAAUGAAGCAGUA
Molecule: messenger RNA, 5939 nt
Organism: Numida meleagris (helmeted guineafowl)
Lineage: Eukaryota; Metazoa; Chordata; Aves; Galliformes; Numididae
Gene: KCTD21
Product: potassium channel tetramerization domain containing 21
Exons: 3
Coding region: 217-999 (260 amino acids)
Biological process (GO): protein homooligomerization; ubiquitin-dependent protein catabolic process
Molecular function (GO): cullin family protein binding; histone deacetylase binding
Source: RefSeq, a predicted model, not a curated record